Batrachochytrium dendrobatidis JAM81 is the source of this 2015-nucleotide messenger RNA. RefSeq lists its product as uncharacterized. Gene Ontology annotation, molecular function: protein binding. Gene Ontology annotation, biological process: maturation of SSU-rRNA from tricistronic rRNA transcript (SSU-rRNA, 5.8S rRNA, LSU-rRNA). Bases 1 to 1944 code for a protein of 647 amino acids. Gene Ontology annotation, cellular component: nucleolus. The transcript is spliced from 8 exons. The record is from RefSeq and is a predicted model, not a curated record. Lineage: Eukaryota; Fungi; Chytridiomycota; Chytridiomycetes; Rhizophydiales.
AUGCCCAGCAAAAGGCCCAAUCGCUCUGCUAUUCCCGAUACAGAACCUCUUUUGGAAUCUCAAGCAUAUGAAGUUUCUGCAUUUGGCUCUUUAGAUGAAACUGUUGCAGCAACCUAUUUUGCCUCUGUUUCGCCUGCUCUUGAUGCUUCGAGGCUUGUCGUCUUCAACACUGUAACAGGUGCUCAUGUUGCUGAAUACACCACUCCUGCUGGAUCAUUGUGCUUGCAUGUUGCAUUUGGGAAAAUGAAGGAGCAGUUGUGGGUUUCACUUGCUCUAUCGACUGGAAACAUCUUGAUUUUUUCAGUCUCAACCGGAACUCUUUUGACAACACUUACCAAUGGUCAUCGUUCCCCCGUGACUGGAUUUGUAUUUAAUUCUAGCGGAAAAAAAGGAUUCUCUAUCGGCGAAGAUGGUUUGAUUGUUGAGUGGGAUCUUAAAAAGGGUCAACUUUUGAGAACAUGCCAGAGUAAAUCAAAAAACCUAUCCAAGAUUGCGAUUGAUCCCACAGGGUCUUAUCUCGCUGUUGCCGCAAAUCAGAUCGAAAUCAUCAAUAUUUCGUUGAUGAAAAAUUUAAAUACGUUUUCAGGUCAUGCUACUGCUGUUGUUCAACUUUCAUUUGAUAGUAAAUCAAAAACUUUGUUUUCUGCUGCUCGUGACGAUCGUUUUAUCAGUCAAUGGACUAUGGAAUCAAAAACUGAUACUCCUAAAGUUUACACGGUAGACUCACCAGUUCAGUUUUUGGAAUAUUCCGACAAUGGAUAUCUUCUUGCUCAGCUCGAUAGUGGUGUAGUAAAUGUCUGGCUUACUGACAAAAAGCUUGGCGCUACAGGAUCAGCAUCAAUCACAUCGCCUCCGUCAAAAAAGAGACCUCAAGCAACGUGCGAAGCCGAUUCAAUUAUAAGUCUCACCAACCCAACUAGCUCAACUCAUGCUCAGGUUAUGAUCCAUAACGCCGCGUUUCAACUUGAUCGGGUAAUGAUUGUAUAUGGCACGAGCUUGCGGCCUUUGUUUGAAACUAUUACAUUUGUAACGGAUGCCGGAAAGGUGAUUCCAACAAUUUCACUUGCACGUAACCCGGAUCCUCCAUUUGCCAAGAAUGCGGUUAAAAGUACAACCACAAAGAGUGGUGCCUCUGUUAGUGUAUUGGGAGCACUUGACAUGCUUCCUGCCACAAGUAGUGCUAAAUCCAAACAUAUUGCUCCCUUGAAUACCGAGGAUGCCACCACUAUUCUUGAAGAGCGUGUUCGUGCCAUGGACGCUACUCUUGAAGGCAAAUCAGCAAUCACCCCGUCAUCAGCUACUGCUCCUUCAACCCCACACAACCAACGCAAACACGCUACGCCCAUCACCGUCCAUCAAAUGCUUUCCCAAGCUAUCCAAUCUGGUGACGUUCAGCUUUUGGAAAAGGCUCUUGAAAUCCAAGACAAAAAGAUGAUUAUGGCGACAGUAAAACGGUUAUCUCCAGCUCAAGUGAUAGCACUAUUGGAACUGGUGGUUGUGAGGUUGCAGCGACGACCAGCACGUGCAGUAUUGCUUAUUGAAUGGGUUCGAAGUGUAUUGAUCCUUCAUUCAGCCUAUCUCUUGUCUGUACCCAAUGCAUCGAUGCGGUUAGGGACUUUGUAUAGGACACUGGAUACACGCUAUCAGGCUCUUGAACGUUUGAAUAAGCUUCAUGGUCGUCUUGAUCUUGCUGUAUCUCAAAUUGAUUCGCGUCGAGCACAACCUACCGACCAAGAUGCAGAUGCAGUGGUGGUAUAUGAAGACAAUGAAGACGAUGCAAGUGAAAAUGACGAAGAGGAUGAGGAUGAGGAAGAAGAGUUUGAUGAUGACGAGGCUUUAGAGAGUGGCGAAGAGAACGAUGAAUUGGAGUCGGAUGUUGAAAACAAUGAUGAUGACGGCAUUCAAGGGAUGGAACUGGAUGAAGGCGAUAGCGAUGAAGAUUGAUCCAAGUUCACUUGCUCAUUGAUUACAUUUCUUUUAAACACGAUACUGUCCAUCUAAAAAUAAAUGAAAAA